ACUUAGAAUAUGCUUUGACUUCGGGGGUAAGUAAGCUCUCAAACCGCCUGCCGACCUGCAUCCGUUCCCCAUUUCUCACUUCCGACGUUGAUUUUGUUUAAAUAUAGUCAGCUGAAAAACUUUUUUAGUUAGCUUUGGUAUUCUAUUCUCUAUUAGGAUUAGCUACAUCUUUGCAUUCUUACUUUGUUACCUUGAUCGGGUGGUGGCUGCGGCGGUGCAACUGUGAGAUAAAGCGUUAGUGAUGGGGCCUGGAGGACCUGGUGGAGGAGGAGGACCGGGUGGUGGAGGUGGUUGGGGAGGCCCAGGUGGUGGCGGUCCGGGAGGAGGUGGAUGGGGAGGCCCUGGCCCUGGAGGACCUGGCGGAUGGGGCGGCCCUGGGCCUGGAGGACCUGGUGGCUGGGGCCCUGGCCCGGGAGGCCCUUGGGGUCCUGGCUUCAUGGGAGGACCUGGCUUUUUUGGAGGGUUUGCUGAUGGGUUAUGCAGCAUGUUAUCUUCUUGCUUCUACUGCUUGUGCUGCUGUUGUUUGCUGCAGGAAUGCUUCGGCGGCGGUCCUCGUGGUGGAUUUGGUCCUCCCGGAGGAGGCCCUCCCUUCUGAAUCUUGUGAUGCCAAUUUGUUUUACUACUACACUAUCUUAUGAAGUGUGUUAUUUGAUUCAGUGACCAUGGUACAUGUUGUGAAUUCUGAAUCAUUUUGUUAAACUAUUACUUUAAAUAAUCUUGUUCUUUAA
Pyrus x bretschneideri (Chinese white pear) is the source of this 728-nucleotide messenger RNA. RefSeq names its product heterogeneous nuclear ribonucleoprotein A1-like. Lineage: Eukaryota; Viridiplantae; Streptophyta; Magnoliopsida; Rosales; Rosaceae. The transcript is spliced from 2 exons. Bases 242 to 595 code for a protein of 117 amino acids. The record is from RefSeq and is a predicted model, not a curated record.